Messenger RNA from Exophiala dermatitidis NIH/UT8656, 432 nucleotides. RefSeq names its product preprotein translocase YidC subunit. The transcript is spliced from 2 exons. The record is from RefSeq and is a predicted model, not a curated record. Lineage: Eukaryota; Fungi; Ascomycota; Eurotiomycetes; Chaetothyriales; Herpotrichiellaceae. Gene Ontology annotation, cellular component: mitochondrial outer membrane. Gene Ontology annotation, biological process: protein insertion into mitochondrial outer membrane; mitochondrial outer membrane translocase complex assembly. The coding region runs from base 1 to 432 and encodes 143 amino acids.
AUGGCUUCACGAUCCGAACAAUCUCCCUCACCUCCUCACGAUCUUUCCGCGUCUCAAUUGACUAUACCCUCGGACUCCGAAGCAUAUUCCUCAAUAUCUCCUCCUUCGUCAUCCCCACCUCAAUCCUCCGACAACAAUGGGGCACAGAAUGUGAUCAUAUAUCAGCCACCCACACUCUGGGGUAUCCUCCGAGGUGCUGCCAUAAAUCUUUUACUUCCUUUUGUGAACGGAAUGAUGUUAGGGUUCGGGGAGCUACUGGCACAUGAAUUCGCCUUCCGUCUGGGCUGGAGUGGAACCAAUGUGUGGCCUCGUCACAGGAGCUCGCAUUCGAUCGGGCCUGGAAUCGAGCAGAGAGAUGCCCCGGUGGAACGUAGAAGGAGAGGAAACUCGACCGUGAACCCAGAGCUCGCCGACUUGGCCUCGUUGGAAUAA